AUGGUGAAUAGAAACCAAAAUGUCGAUGAUAUCAUACGACAAGUUCGACAUGACGAUGUGACAGCAGAUAAUAAUCUAGCAGCUAUAAUCGAAAGAAUUAUGGUUCGAAAUGGGGAAGAAGCACCCCCUAGAACCAAAAUCCCCAAAUUCACUAAGUUUUCUGGGGAUACCACUAAAUCCAAUGUAGAGCACGUGGCUAGAUAUUUAAUAGAGGCAAAAGAUAUGUCAAACAAUGAGAGCCUUAGGAUAAAUUUUUUUCCAAGUUCUCUCACAAAGACUGCUUUCACAUGGUUCACCACCUUGCCCCAAAGUUCGAUCCACACUUGGAACCAACUAGAAAGAAUGUUCCUUGAGCAGUUUUACAUGGGGCAAACGAAGAUAAGUUUGAAGGAAUUGGCUAGUAUCAAGCGAAAGUUCACUGAGCCAAUUGAUGACUAUCUAAAUAGGUUUCGAUUGCUCAAAGCUAGGUGUUUUACACAAAUACCAGAGCAUGAACUGUUCGAAAUAGCCGUUGGGGGUCUCGACUAUUCGAUUAGGAGGAAAUUAGAUACUCAAUACCUGAGGGAUAUGGCCCAAUUGGCUGAUAAGGUUCAACAGUUGGAACGUUUGAAGGAAGAAAAGGCUAGGGAAAAUAAAGGAAAAAGGGUAGCCUAUGUCGAUUUCAGAAAUGAUGAUGAAGGUUUCUGUCACGGACUUUCAGACUUCUGA
This is a messenger RNA of Lathyrus oleraceus (garden pea), 708 nucleotides long. RefSeq lists its product as uncharacterized. NCBI's taxonomy places the organism in Eukaryota, Viridiplantae, Streptophyta, Magnoliopsida, Fabales, Fabaceae. The transcript is spliced from 2 exons. The record is from RefSeq and is a predicted model, not a curated record. The coding region runs from base 1 to 708 and encodes 235 amino acids.